ACGUAUAGGAAAAAGCAGACACGUGCCCUGUUUCAAAUCCUUUUGCUAUUGUUCAAAUACGAUGAGAGCAUCAUAUUACCUUCCGUCGAAGUAUCGGUGCCACUGCAAUCAACAAGAAUCGAGAAAACUUUUUUCCCACUUUAUGAGAGAACUGUAAUAAAACAAAAAAAGAGUAUGGCUGAAAACGGGCAAAUGAUGGAUAUUGUAAAUCCCCAGCAAGUGAGCAGAAGGACGUUGAUUCUGGCAACACUGGCUGGAAUAGCAGUAGAAGGCCCACUUUUGGGGAUGAUGGGUUUCAGCUUUCUGACUUCUUUGAUAAUUCUGGUCGUAACUUCUCCGCUGCUCUUGAUAUUUAGUCCUCUGUUGUUUGGUGCUGCUUGUGUUUUCGCAUUCGCCAUCGCAGGCUUUGGGGUGGCUGGGACUAUAGCUUUUGCAGGAUUGUCUUCGUUUGUUCUGGUUUAUCGUUCACUAAUUAAAGGCGUAAGAAAAACGGGCAUAGACUACGGCGAUACUGAUAACCCGGCGGUCACUGUGGAUAAAAUGAUUCAGCCGGACGAGACUGUAGCGAAGGAGCAGCAGCAGCUGGACGCAGAAGUGGCAGGUAAUGUGGACAGAAUUGAGACAGUGAAGGAGCAGCAAGAGGACACUUCAGUGCCAGUUACUAGAAUUGUUGAGUUGUUUGAGUCUUUAAAGGAGCAUCCCCAUGACUCUACUACUGCUGUGGAGGAGCAUAGGCCGGAAAGCCCCGGCUAUUUGCAGCAAAAUGUGCAGCGCGAGAUACCACUAGAGAUUUAAGAAUAUUGUAGUCAGGAAAGGAUAGUUUAUAUAUAUGCUUGUGCUACAUUUGCUUUUUACCUAGUUGCACCUAGUUCUAUGGAAUCUAUACCCCUACACAUGUACAUUUUUGGAGAAUGCUUUUCCUCUUUACUUCUACUUCUUUUGGUCUCUGUCGUAUAUACAUAAAGUGUGGGUUGUAUAGUCGGUUUGAUUCGUGGCUUGUAUGGUGCUGUUUUUCAUCCAGUUAAAAGUGCAUGGGUUUUUAUUUGUUCAA
Messenger RNA from Nicotiana tabacum (common tobacco), 1051 nucleotides. RefSeq lists its product as uncharacterized. The record is from RefSeq and is a predicted model, not a curated record. Gene Ontology annotation, biological process: lipid storage. NCBI's taxonomy places the organism in Eukaryota, Viridiplantae, Streptophyta, Magnoliopsida, Solanales, Solanaceae. Gene Ontology annotation, cellular component: monolayer-surrounded lipid storage body; membrane.